Messenger RNA from Leguminivora glycinivorella, 3284 nucleotides. It is a transcript of the gene VGAT, whose product is annotated as vesicular inhibitory amino acid transporter. Gene Ontology annotation, molecular function: amino acid transmembrane transporter activity. Gene Ontology annotation, biological process: amino acid transmembrane transport. NCBI's taxonomy places the organism in Eukaryota, Metazoa, Arthropoda, Insecta, Lepidoptera, Tortricidae. Bases 582 to 2189 code for a protein of 535 amino acids. The record is from RefSeq and is a predicted model, not a curated record. The transcript has 4 exons. Gene Ontology annotation, cellular component: vacuolar membrane.
ACAUCAAUUCAUCGCAUCAUAAUGAAAACAAUCCUAAAAGCAUUAGGAAAUGAGCACAUACUAUUCACACGUACGCCUUUCCUUCACAAGGAAAACGUCACAAGUCUAUGUUGAUUUAAUACUGCGUUGACUUUUUCCCUCAAAUCGGGGGUGAAAACACGUUCAUUAAUAUCUAAACAUCUUAAAACGUAUGUUUAAAGAGAAUAGGUUCAGGAUUGUAUAGAUAUUUUUAAAGCUUACACUAAAGACGUACAGAUAUCGAUCGGUCCAGCGCGCAGCAUCGCGCAGUCUCCGCCCCUAGUAUCCGAGCCGAGCGGCUAAACCCACAGAAAAUACCUUAAAAAUGAUAAAACCCAACCAAAAAUAACCCUACACCCCUUUAAAACACCCAAAAAAACAAAACACAGUGAUCGUUAAAAGUGUUCAAAUAAAGAACCGAAGUGUAUAAAGAAUGAACGUUCGAAAAUUAUAAAAUGGCCGCUCGGUCGGAGUAGGAUAAUUUUAGCAUACUUAGUAAAGAAGUCUUCCAAUAGAUUUAAGUGUGUAUUAUAAGUGUUGAUCAGUCUUCCAAGGUAGUCAAGAUGAAUUUGGGUAGGUUUAAGUUGCCCCCGAUCAAGAAUGCUUUAGAAGUGGCUAUGCAGACGGUGAGGCAGCAAAUGCCUGAUAAGCCUGGACCACCGCCUCGACCACCGCAGGCGGUUAGAUUCGCCAAUCAGGAUAUGGGUGAGAGCUGUGAGCUAUCAACGAUGAACGAAACCACGUCCCCCUCGUAUCAAUCGACGAAUCCAACCAAUCCAUUUCUCAGCGGUGACCUGCAGGCUGAGGAUUCAUUCACCAGCUAUCAGAAUACAUUUCCUCAGCAGGAGGCACCAAGGACUCAAAGUAUGCAGAGCGUGGACUUCUAUGCUUCAUCAGAAGAGGGUGGUUUUGAAGAAGGCGGCGGCAAGCCAGGUUGCAAGAUCAAUGAGUUCCAAGCAGCUUGGAACGUUACCAACGCUAUUCAGGGCAUGUUCGUAGUAUCCCUGCCGUUCGCCGUCCUCCAAGGCGGCUACUGGGCCAUCGCAGCCAUGAUCGGCAUCGCGCACAUCUGCUGCUACACCGGCCGCAUCCUCGUCGAGUGCCUCUAUGAGGACGACCCCGCCACGGGCCGCCGCGUCCGCGUACGUGACUCCUACGUCAGCAUCGCCAAGGAGUGCUUCGGCCGCAAAUAUGGUGCUAGGAUCGUUAACAUUGCUCAAAUCAUUGAACUUGUCAUGACCUGCAUUCUUUACGUCGUUGUCUGCGGCGAUCUGAUGAUCGGAACCUUCCCUGAUGGCUCCAUCGACACACGCUCUUGGAUGAUGCUCACUGGCAUCUUCCUUCUACCUUUGGCUUUCUUGAAAUCUCUUCAAAGCGUCAGUAUGCUGUCCUUCUGGUGCACCAUGAGCCAUUUAAUCAUCAACGCUAUUGUGCUUGGCUACUGUAUGCUGUACAUCGGAGAUUGGGGCUGGGGUAAAGUCAAGUGGAGUCUAGAUUUCGAGAACUUCCCGAUAAGUCUGGGUGUGAUCGUAUUCUCUUAUACGUCUCAAAUAUUCCUCCCUACUCUAGAAGGCAACAUGGAGGAUCCAGGCAAGUUCGAGUGGAUGCUAAAGUGGUCUCACAUCGCGGCUGCCGCUUUCAAGUCCGUGUUCGGAUACAUGUGCUUCCUGACAUUCCAAAACGAUACUCAGCAGGUUAUAACUAACAAUCUCCGCUCUUCUGGAUUUAAGGGACUUGUGAACUUUUUCCUGGUGGUCAAAGCUAUUCUAAGUUACCCUCUGCCGUAUUACGCUGCUUGCGAUUUGUUGGAACGUGCUCUGUUUAGGGGUAGGCCUAAGACACUAUUCCCUGUGAUCUACGCUUUAGAUGGGGAGUUAAAAGUUUGGGGGCUAGCUUGGCGGCUGGGUGUUGUGAUGUUCACGGUCUUGAUGGCGAUAUUUAUUCCACACUUCGCUAUUCUUAUGGGCUUCAUUGGAAGCUUCACUGGUACUAUGUUGAGCUUCAUAUGGCCGGCUUAUUUCCACUUGAAACUGAAAGGGCCAUACCUGGACAGCCAGACAGUCGCUUACAACUACUUCAUCAUAUGUUUAGGGGUCCUCUUUGGAGUUAUCGGCAUGUACGACUCGGGUUCAGCUUUGAUCAAGGCUUUCAAGAUCGGUCUUCCGUUCUAAAUUUGAAUAAGUAGUUUUAGAUAAUUGUUGAACUAUUUUUAGAUAAUCGCAGACUUCAUAAGUACGGUUUUGUCGACGAAAAGGUUCAUAAUGUUUAACGAGUAAUCAUUUAGAGAUGUGAUGGAUAAUGUUUGUAUUCUAGAUCUGUUUAGUGUUUAAGAAUGCAAAGCUAAUUUUUCCGUUAUAAAAUGUUGUUCACGUUGUCUUCCAAUUAAUUAUACGGUUAAAGUAAAAGAUUAGGAAAUUGAAGUAAUAGGUAAUAAUUAAUCCAAGGUCUUCCAAAAUGCUUGAUUUUUCGAUGUUAUUUAACAACGAAGUCUUCCAAUUAUUGAUAAACUGACUAGCUGAUAAUUGCUUAUAUUAUAUUUGAAGCAGAUCUAUUAUUAUACAUAAUUAUAAUGAUAAAACUUAACAAGACUUCAGAAUUGUACUAAUUUUUAUAGGCUUUAAGAAUUAUUUAUGUGACAGCCAAAAAGUACACGUAGAAUUAUAACAAUGCACGUACUGAGAUAUCUUGGAACCAAGUGCCAAGAAGAUGAAAUUUCAUUGACAGCAUUUAUACAGCGUGUAAUAAGAAUGGACAAUAUAAUUCGAAAACCGUUUUUUUAUUGAAGUUAAGGAAAGAAUAUCACGAAGUUUUAAACAUUCUGUCAUGUAAUAUCUACUAAGUGUACUUGUACUUUUUAAGUUUGCCAACUUAAAUACAAUCUCCAUUUAAAUGAAAGUAUUAUCAGAUAGUGAAGGUACACUAGCUAGUACAUACAUGCAAUACUGUAUGUGAUAUAUAAUUUUGCAUACCAGGAAAUGUGAUACAUACAAAACUGUACACAAAUAUACAAGGCGUCGGAUCUAUAAUGAGGAAAACUUAAUAAAAUAUAAUGCACAUUUAGUCGAGAUAUCUCAGAACAUAUACCAAACGUUUGUAAAAAAUAUCAUAGUAGGUAUUUCCUAGACUUAUUUCUAAGAUUGCACCGUUCCUAGCAUUAAUUUAAAAUAUUACUUUUAACUAUAGAAAACACAUUUGUGUCGCUUAACUUCAAACCUGGGUAAAUCCAUUCUGCUUUAAGGUUGAAUAUAUAAAAAAUAUAAUAUGAU